Molecule: messenger RNA, 3438 nt
Organism: Fundulus heteroclitus (mummichog)
Lineage: Eukaryota; Metazoa; Chordata; Actinopteri; Cyprinodontiformes; Fundulidae
Gene: dpysl3
Product: dihydropyrimidinase like 3
Exons: 14
Coding region: 172-1899 (575 amino acids)
Biological process (GO): actin crosslink formation
Cellular component (GO): cytoplasm; cytosol
Molecular function (GO): hydrolase activity, acting on carbon-nitrogen (but not peptide) bonds, in cyclic amides
Source: RefSeq, a predicted model, not a curated record
UCCUAUAGCGCUCUGCUGAGGCUCUGACUGAACCGCGCACCGUCAGGAGGGGCGACCAUUCCUUGAAGCUCCCAUCCGGACGAGAGGGCCGCUGCAGCAUCCGCAAAGAAGGGAAAAUACCGUUUUUGUAAGGCUCGAUUUCGUUUGAAAGAAGGUGGAAUCGGACAGAACAUGUCUUAUCAAGGCAAAAAGAACAUCCCAAAGAUCACAAGCGACAGGCUUUUGAUCAAAGGCGGGAGGAUUGUGAACGAUGACCAGUCCUUCCAUGCUGAUAUCUACAUGGAAGAUGGCGUUAUUAAGCAGAUUGGCGACAACCUGAUUGUUCCAGGAGGCGUUAAAACCAUCGAGGCCAACGGGAAGAUGGUGAUCCCCGGCGGCAUCGACAUCCACACCCACUUCCAGAUGCCGUACCGUGGAACCACAACUGUGGACGACUUUGCUCAAGGAUCAAAGGCUGCCCUCGCCGGUGGCACAACCAUGAUCGUGGAUCACGUGAUCCCGGAGCCCGGCUGCAGCCUGAUAGAGGCCUACGACCAAUGGAGGCAAUGGGCCGACGAGAAGGCCUGCUGCGACUACUCCCUCCAUGUGGACGUCACCCACUGGAACGACAGCGUAAAACAGGAGUUGGAGAGUCUCAUAAAGGAGAAAGGUGUGAACUCGUUCCAGGUCUACAUGGCCUACAAGGAUUACUAUCAGAUGAGCAACAGUGAGCUCUAUGAGGUCUUCACCUUUUUGGCAGAGAGGGGAGGCAUUGCCCAGAUCCAUGCUGAAAACGGCGAGAUCAUCGCGAAGGAGCAAGCCCGGAUGCUGCAGACGGGCAUCACCGGACCGGAGGGGCAUGUGCUGAGCAGGCCAGAAGAGCUGGAGGCUGAGGCCGUUUUUCGAGCGGUAACCAUCGCCAGCCAAACCUACUGUCCGCUCUACGUAACCCGAGUCAUGAGUAAGAGCGCUGCCGACAUCAUCUCGCAGGCCCGGAAAAAAGGAAACGUGGUGUUUGGGGAGCCAAUCACAGCCAGUCUGGGGACUGAUGGGACACAUUACUGGAGCAAGAACUGGGCUAAAGCUGCUUCUUUUGUUACAUCGCCUCCUCUUAGCCCUGAUCCCACUACCCCAGACUAUCUGAACACACUUCUGGCAAGUGGAGACCUCAGCGUGACGGGCAGCGCUCACUGCACCUUUAGCGUGGCGCAGAAAGCCAUCGGCAAGGAUGACUUCACUCAGAUCCCGGAAGGUGUCAACGGAGUGGAGGAGAGGAUGGCGCUCAUCUGGGAUAAGGCUGUGACUACGGGGAAGAUGGAUGAGAACAUGUUUGUGGCCGUCACCAGCACUAAUGCCGCUAAGAUCCUGAACCUUUACCCUCGCAAGGGUCGGAUUGCUGUGGGCUCGGAUGCCGACCUGGUCAUCUGGGACACGGACUCUGUUCGCACAAUCACUGCCAAGACUCAUAACUCGGCGGCUGAGUACAACGUGUUUGAGGGCAUGGAGCUGCGUGGUGCCCCUCUGGUGGUGAUAUGCCAGGGGAAGAUAGUCCUGGAAGAUGGUAACCUUCAUGUCACCUCCGGAGUGGGCCGCUUCAUCCCGUGCUCCCCGUACCCUGACUUUGCCUACAAGCGCAUUAAAGCCAGGAAGCAGCUGGCUGUCCUGAGGGCCGUGCCCAGAGGAAUGUAUGAUGGCCCGGUUUCUGAGUUCUCCAUGUCCCGCGGUGGUACCCCUUCCGCCUCGGCACGCACCUCUCCCACCAAACAACCCGUCAGAAACCUGCACCAGUCUGGAUUCAGUCUAGCAGGUAACCCCAUAUCACCAGGCCCUCCCGCCCCAGAGGAUCUCCCCAUCAGGCCACCUGGCCGCCGUAUCGUAGUGCCCCCUGGUGGUCGUUCCAACAUCACAUCUCUCAGUUAGACAGCAGGAUGACCAAACACUUCGAGAAGAACAGCCACGGCGGACGACGGUGGGAGGGGUAGGGGUAGGGGUAGGGGGAGGGUUAGGGGUACAACGGACCGGGGUUAGUAAAAGUUUAAAGAGCAAAACACUGAAUCCUCAUGCCUUACCUGUCACAAUGCUACUAUGCUCGGAUGAGAAUUGUAUCCGUUUUCCUGGACAGCGCAGAGGGUGCUAGAAGGUGCCAACAAAGCACAUUACACUUGAACAAUGUCAGCCUCAGUUCAUAUCUUUGCAGAAUACUUUAUACCAACAAUAAAGCAAUGCUCUUCUGGUACGUAGAUAAUUGGUAGACACAACAGUAAAACGUUACAUCAUGAUAUUCAACCACAAAAAAGGAAAUAAAUGUUUUUUUUUUCAAGGGAAAAUGGAUACUGAUUUUCUAGGGAUUCUCCUUUUAACCUGCCUGGCUUUCAAUAUCACCCCCCUUUCAGUAGCUCGCUUUCUCCAUAAUCAGCAAGACUGAACAAUAGAUCCCACAUUAGCCAUGUUUUGUCACGCAGUACCAUUGAUUAGCUCUAGUUGGCAAUGUACAUAUGGUAGAUGUAAUGUAGCCUUGUGAAUGAUGUGGUUGCAAGCCUGUUUGGGUUUACCGGACCAAUUAAAAUACUUUGAUCACCUCUAAAAGCAGGAGGGCUGUUGGACAUGGAGCUGCAUGGGCCACAUUAAACAUGGGCGACGUGAUCCAUGAUCCUUUUCCACUUCCUCCUGUAAGGCGAUAUUUACCGUCCUCAUUACUGUACUGUAUUGAUGUUAAAAAAAAAAAGACAAUAAGACGUGUGCUUAAGAAAAACUCAACGAACACAAAAAGAAAGAGGUAACAGAAUUUUUUUUAAUUAUUAUUAUUCAUUCCCUUAAGGUUUGUCAGAUUUGAUUAUCUUGCGUUUCUUCCUUUUUUUUGUAUAAAAAAAAACAUUACAAGAAACCUUCCUCUGCAUUUGCUUCUGGUAGACUGGCUGCUUCUGCGAUCAUUUCAGCUAAACAGAAUGGUUAAACAGAACAGGCAGACAACGAAAAGUGCAUACUCUAAACUAAAAUGUCUUUUUUUUUAUUUCUGCUACUUACUGACGUUUCUUUUUUUUUUUAAUCUUUUACUUACUUGGCUCUCGUUUAAGGACAAGUACGCCAUCAUUCGCUUGUGAACCCACCGUAACCCUUUAAUGAAAUCCUUAACGCAAUCAACAGCAGCCGGAAAAUAACCCAGCCUAUUUUCUGAUAAGGCGGAGGAUUGUGUUGCCGUAAGGGAAGCUAUUCCUUUUAAGUUGCUCUUUAUUGUCGGACGAUUGAAACAAGAUAUAGUUUUUAUUUCGCAGACUAUGGCAGGCAUGAGAAGUGGGUGUUUUUUUUUUUUUGUAUUUAUGUUAGGAUGACAACCUUUUGUUUUUCCGUUGUUAUAUUCUUCUUUUUUUUUUUACCAUUGUGUCAGAAUUCUGAGAUGGCAGGUCAAUAAAAGGUGUGCUGGUAUGAAACGUUUCCUGAAUAAACAUGUGUUGCAGCUGA